Molecule: messenger RNA, 774 nt
Organism: Stylonychia lemnae
Lineage: Eukaryota; Ciliophora; Spirotrichea; Sporadotrichida; Oxytrichidae
Source: the annotation of a GenBank genome assembly
AUGGAAAGAGUUUUGAAACUAGAUAAAGACAUCUUUAAUUUGAUUAAUAGUGUAAGAGCUGAUCCAAAGUCUUUCAUUCCUUCAAUUGAUGCAGUUCUUAAGUCGUUAGAUGGCGAUGUCAUUAGAAGAGAAGGCAAGACUAAUGUCAGAACUAAUGAAGGUGCAAAAGCAGUUAAAGAAGCUAUAGAAUAUUUAUAGAAAGCUGAGAAGUGCCCAGCUCUGAAAUGGUCUGAUGAGUUGGCCAAAGCAGCAAAAGAACAUGUUGAUGACACUGGCCCUAAAGGUUUAAUGCAACAUGAGAGCUCUAAGGGCGUCUCUGUGAAGGAAAGAGUAUCUUAGUUUGGCAAAAUCAUAAACUGUUAUGGAGAAAAUUUAUCAUUUCACUGUGAUGAAGCAAUCGAAGUACUUCAGUAACUUAUCAUUGAUGAUGGAGUUUCCGAGAGAGGUCAUCGUGAAAACAUCUUUAACAAAGAUUUCAAGGCAUUUGGCUGCUAUAGUGGGCCUCAUAAAGACUAUGACUGCAUGACUAGUUUGAUAUUUGCUGGUGGAAUGGUAAAAAAGGGAGACCCUGAUCCCAUUGAAGAACAGAUGCAGGCUUAUCUGAAAGAGCAGGUAGAUAUUGAAAUGCCUACAGAUGUUAGAAGUUGGAAGUAGAAUACCAAGGUGCAUGUUCAAGGCAAUAAAGCUAGCAAAACUAUCACGAGAGUUUGCAUACUUAAGGAUGGAAGUGAAAAGACUGUUACUAAGACUUUAACAAGGGAGUUUACAAUUUGA